AUGGCUUAUUCUUCCCUGCUGCGCCGUGGCCCAGGGUUUGCCGGAUUUUCGAUUUCUGGAAAAUGGAGUCGCGACUGUAAUUGGUCUUGUCGGAGAGGCAUGAGCACAGCGGCGCUGGUGUCGCCGGAAAAAAUCAAUACAUCUUCUUCUCCUUGGCUGAUCCUGCGACCCGUAUAUGAAGCCGGCGCCGCCUGCACGGCCGCCACCACGUUGACUUACAAAUUCUACAAUCUGGCCGAGAACAGGGUCGAGACCCGGCGGGUCCCACAAAUACCCAGCGACCUGAGUUUCCGGGGUUCUUCCGGCGGUGGCUGGGUAUCCCUUGUGCAGCCCGAAACCCACGAUCUGUUACUCUACAACCCCAUAUCUCACCGCCGCAUAAAGCUCCCACCUUCCUACCGCCCGUCUGUUGAUCUAAACAGCGCACCCAUUCUCCAUAAGUCCUUCCUCACCUGUUCUCCCGACACUGAAAAUUGUGUGGCCGUGAGCCUAACUUACUGUGGGGCUUGCAUGGCUGUGUGCUGCCCUUUGUCCAGUGACGAUUGGAAAUGGUUCGGCACAAAUUUCAAAGACAACUAUGAUUUGGAUUGCGCAAAUUCCAAAGACAACUAUUAUAGAGAUUGCGUCUACUCCACAACCCAACACACGCUCUUUGCCCUCACCGACAAUUUCCAAUUGGAGGCUUGGGACCUGACGGCUGCGUCCCCGAAAUUGAUACGAAUUAUCGGUGAGUUUAGUAAUAUCCUCAACCAUGAAGAGACGAUGAUGAAGAAGAAAGAGUUGAUACAGUCUAGAGACGACUUGACAUGUUGGCAUUGGUACCAUCUGGUGAUUGCCGGAGAGGAUCUCCUUGUUGUGACUCAUUACGUCGUGGAAUCCGUUAACUCGGAUGGUGUGUAUUUUGACUAUUACUUAGAAGAAUCACCUUCUGACCUCUCGUCCGCCACUAUUGACUUUGAUGUUCAUAGAUAUGAUCCGAAGGAUGGGGAUUUAAAGUAUGUGGAAGGUUCGUGUUUGGGUGGUUGGGCUCUUUUCGUUGGUCAGUACAAUCACUCUGUUGCGUUGCGUGCGCGUGACUUCCCAGAGCUAAAGCCCAACUCCAUUUACUUUACGGAUGUUAAAUCAGAUCCUUGGGAACGUAAUGAUGGUGGGAACCAUGACAUUGGCAUCUUCAGUUAUGAGGACAAGACUGUGUCGCCAUGCUAUUAUCCAUGCGAUCCUGCCAACUUAAAACCGAUUUUCCCAGAGCCCAUGUGGUUUUUCCCGAGCUAG
Molecule: messenger RNA, 1272 nt
Organism: Striga hermonthica
Lineage: Eukaryota; Viridiplantae; Streptophyta; Magnoliopsida; Lamiales; Orobanchaceae
Source: the annotation of a GenBank genome assembly